CCUCUUCCACCUCAACUGUCGUCCCUUCACGAGAGGAGCAGCUAGAGAGCCCGGGAGGCCCCUCACACGAGCUGGGAGGCUGCCAGGCCCAGAUGCCAGACAAGCCGGCGUUCAAGUUCACCCCGUCUGUGGGGUCGUGGCUCCAGAGCAAGCCCCCUCAGGUGGUGCCCGCGCAGGCAGAGGACGCCAAGGAGGCACCUACGUAUUGGACUCUGUGGCGCACAGAGGAGGGUAAAUUUUACUUCCACAACGAAGACACCGACAAGACCGCCUGGCAUCUUCCUCCUGGUGGCGUGGUCUAUUUGGACGAGGACGCGCUCUCCAUGUUCUUGGAGCAGGACCUCCGCCCGGGCACGGAGGAGAUCCUGGCGUGGCGACGGGGGUGGGGGCAGUGGUGCUCCCCGCCACCCUCGGCGGUUAUCCGGGACUCACGCACAGAGCGGUCGUUUUCGUACGAGACGAGUCUGGAGGCUGAUUCCGAGGUGGAGGAGUGGCUCUUUGGUGAUGCAGGCGAUUUGGAUACGAACAGCUUGGCGGAUCAGAACGACCUCAAGUCCGAGGCAGAGGCCUCUUCCACCUCAACUGUCGUCCAGCUAGAGAGCCCGGGAGGCCCCUCACACGAGCUGGGAGGCUGCCAGGACAGCAAGGUGGAAGAACUACGGAUUCAGAUGCCGGAGAAGCCGGCGUUCAAGUUCACCCCGUCUGUGGGGUCGUGGCUCCAGAGGAAGCCCCC
Molecule: messenger RNA, 733 nt
Organism: Effrenium voratum
Lineage: Eukaryota; Dinophyceae; Suessiales; Symbiodiniaceae
Source: the annotation of a GenBank genome assembly